Messenger RNA from Aspergillus aculeatinus CBS 121060, 4083 nucleotides. RefSeq names its product Elongator subunit ELP2. The record is from RefSeq and is a predicted model, not a curated record. The transcript is spliced from 14 exons. Gene Ontology annotation, molecular function: ATP binding; protein binding; DNA-binding transcription factor activity. Lineage: Eukaryota; Fungi; Ascomycota; Eurotiomycetes; Eurotiales; Aspergillaceae. Bases 1 to 4083 code for a protein of 1360 amino acids. Gene Ontology annotation, biological process: fructose metabolic process; regulation of DNA-templated transcription; fructose 2,6-bisphosphate metabolic process. Gene Ontology annotation, cellular component: elongator holoenzyme complex.
AUGGACACAUUACUAACUGCUGACAUUAUCGCCAAUUCCCCGCGUUUCCGACGGAAGUCUUCUACCUUCGUCGAUGCGAUCCAUGACUUACCCGAGAAGGCCGAUCUGGCUCCGGCCCAGCUCUACAGUACCGAGUCAGGACGGCUUUUCCACUCCGGCCGAAUCGUCAUCAUCACCGUGGGGUUACCGGCGAGGGGUAAAACGUUAGGCGUGAAAACCAGAAUAUUUCAUCUAGGAGAUUAUAGACGUGCAACCAUUCCCUUUGGCCAGGAUAUUCCAGAUGACUACUUCUUCGUGAACGCAUCCGCUUCAUCGGUCCUCUUAAGACAAAAGAUUGUGAAACGGUGUCGGGAAGAUAUUUAUCAGUUUCUGAACCAUGAAAAUGGACAGAUAGCCAUUUACGACGCCGUCAAUCCAUUGGCAUCCGGUCGGCGAUCACUCGCAAAAGAAUUCGCUAAGCAUGACAUUGAGACACUAUUCAUCGAGUCGUGGUGUGACGACGAGCGCAUAAUCGAAGAAAACGUCCGAAGGGUCAAAAUAUCCUCACCCGAUUAUGUGGGCUGGAGCUCGGAAGAUGCUGUGAAACAUUACCUGACUCGGAUAGCCGCUCGUAUUCCUCAAUUUCAGUCAAUGGAGGAGACGGAUCUGAACUAUAUCAAGAUGAUGAAUGCUGGGGAAAGGUUAAUUGUGAACAAUCGAAGCUUCGGCUAUCUUUCCAACAGAAUAGUGUUCUAUCUCCUCAAUCUUCACAUCAAAUCCAGACACACGUACUUUGCACGAGCUGGCGUAUCACUGGAAGCGGAUUCUUACAAAGCAGAUGCCUCGCUGUCUGAGCAGGGCGAAGACUACGCGAAGAAGAUGACGGAGUCCUUGCUGAGGCAUAGGGAGUCUGAAAGGCAAGCAAUGAUCGACGAGGGAGAACCGAGUUACGAGUUAAAACCACUUACUGUCUGGACCUCCACACGAAGAAGGACGGUUGAGACGGCUAAGUAUCUCCAUGAAAAAGGAUACAAAGUGCGACAGAGAUCUCAGAUGAGCCAAUUAAACCCGGGAGUUUGCGAGAAGAUGUCAGAGGCGAAGAUCCGUCAGGAGUAUCCGGAAGAGGUUGCAAAACACGAACUUGACCCCUACCAUCAUCGGUAUCCGCGGGCGGAGUCAUACCAUGACCUUGCAGUUCGACUCGAACCUAUCAUUCUAGAGCUCGAGCGUGAACAAAACGAUUUGCUGAUUAUUGCACAUGAAAGCGUGCUGAGAGUCUUAUACGGGUACCUGAUGGCCUGCAAUGCUGCGGAUAUCCCAUUCUUGGAUUUCCCUCGCGAUGAGAUUAUUGAAAUCAUACCCGAAAGCUAUCAAAACGAAGCACGCAGGAUCCAUAUCUCUGGCCUUCCCAGAGAAAUCGUCCCCGGUUCUCCUCAGGACAUCAAGAUCCCUGUGCCCCCCAGCGGAGUAACAACCCCUUUGGCUGCUGAUCUUGGCAGCCCGCGCGAGGGUCUCUCGACUCCACAGAGCGGUCUCCGAACCCCGCGCGAACCGGAAAGAAUCUCACAGCAGCAUGUUGUUAGUCUUAUCGAUAAGCUUCCCCCCUCCCUCUCCAGCACAAAAAGUCAGUCGAUUUGCGACAGACCGCCUGCCUGCCUGCCCCCCCGCUUCUCUUACCUCUCAAUGGUCUCUGUCACCACUGAGUACAUUAGCGUUGGGGGCAAUAGGCAUCCCGCCGCCGCCGAUUGGGACGUCCGGACUGGCGUGCUUGCCUUCGGUGCCGAUAACAAUGUAGCACUGUGGAACCCCAAUGAUAGUACGCAGCGCGGAGUCUAUUCACUCCUUGUCGGCCACACCGACAAGGUCAGCGCCGUUCGAUUCUACACCUGCCCUACUACAGACGCUAAAUACCUUUUGACCGGGUCAGUCGACCAUACAAUCCGCCUAUGGCGAGCGCACUCAGCCGACUCGCGUCAAUUCGUGCACGUGAAUACCCUGGAAGGCCAUACUGGUUCAAUCAAUACCAUCGCCGUGGCUGACGGGCACGACAUCGUGGCAACGGGAGCCGCUGAUGGAACCGUCAAAGUAUGGAAGAUUCAUGCUCAAGGCGAAGCGAAGGGCGAGCUGCUCAAGUCAAUAUCCAUGAAGCCACGGUUCUUUCCACUGGCCUUGGCAUUGAGCCCUCUUCAAUCGGAGUCGGAUACCAGACCCGUCGCCUUAGCGGUUGCAGGCACCACCAAUGCCGUGCAAAUUUACGUGGCGGAGAAUACCCUUACAGCUCUUGAAUUCAAGCUCUCGGCUGUGCUGUCUGGACAUGAGGCUUGGGUACGGUCCUUGAAUUUCACGUUAGAUAAGCAGAGCGCAGCCGGUGACAUUCUGCUGGCCUCGGCGAGUCAAGACAAAUAUGUCCGACUUUGGAGACUGCAGCGUGGGGAGGCUACUUCUACUGCUCCGGCCGAUUACGGUGACCCCAUGAUAGGUGGCGUUGAGACAACUCUUUCGAACAAAGCCCACCAAUUCGAGGUAACCGGGCUGAAAUUCUCUGUCACCUUUGAAGCGCUACUUUUCGGAAAUGAGGACUGGAUCUACACCGCCAACUGGAAUCCCUAUCCAGAGCGCCAGCAGCUCCUCACUUCCUCGGCUGAUAAUACAUUAACCAUUUGGGAGCAAGAUCCUGCUUCCGGGGUGUGGCUCUCCGCCGAGAGGAUGGGAGAGAUUAGCGUCCAGAAAGGCUCAACAACCGCUACUGGCAGUACGGGUGGGUUUUGGAUUGGCCUCUGGUCUCCGGAUGGCACACAGGUUGUCAGCCUCGGUCGUACCGGUAGUUGGCGAGCAUGGAAAUAUGAUGCAGCAUCUGACUUGUGGGUGCAAUCUCUUGGGAUUUCUGGACAUGUACGGUCGGUCAAUGGCGUGCAAUGGGAGCCUUCUGGCGGAUACCUCCUGUCGACUAGCGCCGACCAAACCACGCGCCUUCAUGCCAAAUGGGAGCGCGAAGGACUUCAGUCUUGGCAUGAGUUCUCCCGUCCUCAAAUACAUGGGUACGACCUGAACUGUAUCGAUACUCUAGGACCGGCUAGAUUUGUGUCUGGCGCAGACGAGAAGCUUUUGCGGGUUUUCAAUGAGCCUCGACCAAUUGCGCAACUACUGGAGAGGCUCUCCGGUUUCAAGCAAUCCGAGGAGGUUCAACUGCCUGACGCAGCCGAGAUCCCUGUGCUGGGUUUGUCAAACCAAGCUCCGGCUGACGAUGCCCCCGGAGGAGAGGAGGAAACAGAUAACGCAUAUAUGGAAAAGACACAGGCUAUCUCAACGGCACUUCUAGAGUCGAAUCAACCACCAUUUGAGGAUCAACUGGCUCGUCACACCCUAUGGCCCGAGCAUGAGAAGUUAUAUGGCCACGGCUAUGAAAUCUCUGCCGUAGCCGUUAGCCACGACCGCACGCUUAUCGCCACAGCCUGCAAAGCGAGCUCGAUUGACCAUGCGGUGGUUCGUUUAUAUGACACUUCCGACUGGCAUGAGAUCCGGCCCUCCCUUGCCACUCAUACAUUGACCAUCACAAGUCUCUGUUUCUCUAGUGAUGACCAGCAUCUUCUCAGCGUUGGUCGUGACAGACAAUGGGCUGUGUACAAGCGCAGCGAGCAAGACCUCUCAACCUUCUCAAUACUGACGAACAAUCCCAAGGGUCAUUCGCGUAUGAUUCUCGACGCCGCAUGGGCUCCGAUAUCACAGACUCCUAUCUUCGCGACUGCUGGCCGCGACAAGUCAGUGAAGGUCUGGCAAAUGCAUGACGGUGCAUGCGAAUGCAAGGCGACAAUCCCCUUGAAUACCCCCGUAACUGCCAUCUCAUUCCUUUCGAGUAUACAGAAGAAUUCGUUCAUUCUCGCCGCGGGCGAAGAGAGCGGGGAGCUGUCUAUCCACCGUAUUGCCAUCGGCAGUCUGCAAAUUAGCCACCUGGCAAGCGUUGACAAGCUCAAAUCGCCGUCCAAGGCCAUUACCCAACUUUCCUGGCGGCCGGGCCAGAAGGAAGCGGCGCCACAUUUCGUGCUUGCCGUGGCCAGUGAAGAUACCUCGCUGCGCAUAUAUGAUUUCUCGGAUUUGGUUUCAUGA